AAAUUCAAGCUAGACGGACGCGUGCUGCGGCCGGAGUCCUUCACUCUGCCGCCGCCGAGGUCAGCUGGAGGAGCCGGCGAACCACCGGCGAACACCGGAGCACACAACCCCGGAGGAAACCUCCAGACUCCCCGGUGAGGACAUCGAUGCUCUCCGAUCGACACGUUCAGAUAAAACUCCAGCAGGAUGGUGAAGUGAAUGACAGACUUGCCAAGACAUGGAUAGACCGCCACAAUGACACAUGAGACCCUCACAUGCUCCCAGCUGUCUGUCAAGGCCGCUGCCCUGCGCAUGGUUAACCUGCCGAUGUCCGUUUGCAGCUCCCUGGCACAGGUGAGUGUCAGCACAGGAACUAAGAAGCUGGUGGCAGCCACUGCAUUUGGUGCCUUCUCGCUCCUCUUCCUCGCACGACGCUUCCAGAGGAGGAAGGGUAGAAAGAAGGCUCUCUCGCCUGAGUGGGAGCGAGCUGGGUUUGAGUUCUUCUCCCCAGCGUUGGCAGAGAACGAUAACACCAGUCAGAACAUCACCCUCUCCCUCAACUCCAAGAAUGGCUACUCCUCUGGUCUGGUCCUCACCACAGGAGAUUACCGGAAGCUGUCCGGGUCUCUGCUCAGUUUGGCCUCGGUAAAAAGCAUGAACUCGUCGAGCAGCAGCACCUGUGCAAACGAAUCCAUCUGCUGGGACAGAGUGGGGGAAGCUGACAUCUGCAGUGUCGUCAACUUACCAGUCACCACACCUGAAAACCUGUACCUUAUGGGUAUGGAUCUGUUUGAAGAGGCUCUGGGGCGGUGGGAGGAAGCGUUGACAUUCAGGACCAGGCAGGCCGAGGACGACGAGAGUUGCGCUUCGGUGAAAACGGGGGCUGGAGACGCCAUCGCUGAGCAGGGCAUGGAGGACGUCAUCAGUGCGGAGUUCAUCCACCGGCUGAAGUCUCUGCUGCAGAGAGCCUACCACCUCCAGGAGGAGUUUGAGGGAGUGUUGGGAAUGUCAGAGUCUUCAUCCCACAGCAACAGCCAGGAUAAAAUGACAGACAUUUUGGGCCGAGACGAGCUGGACGACGUGUUUCUCAGAGACAGUAUGAGCAUCGCCUCCACAGACUCAUUCGUCUCUGCUGCGGAGCUGACGGAGCACAGGGAGCUGAGGAGCGUCUUCGCUCUGGGCCACCACUCGUUCUACGACGAGGCUCUGGAGAUGGCUGAGGACGGAAAGAUUUCCUGCAGAGUGCUGCGGACUGAGAUGCUGGAGUGUCUUGGGGACAUAGACUUCUUGGCCAAGUUGCACUGUGUGCGGCAGGCGUGUCAGCUCAUUUUGUGUGAGAGAAAGACCAGGAUGUUUCUGACCGACACAGGAAAGAAGAUCCUGUCGUCCAUUAUUGUAAAAGCACAGAAGAGCCCAAGGAGAUUUGAAGAAGUAUUCGAAGAGAUGAUUUGCUUCCUCGAGCAAACGGAGCACUGGGAAAACACCGAGGUGGAGCUGGCCACACGAGGAGUGAAGCAUUUGAACUUCUACGAUAUCGUGCUGGACUUCAUCCUGAUGGAUUCCUUUGAGGACCUGGAGAAUCCACCGGUCUCUAUCCAGAACGUCAUCAACAACCGCUGGCUCAACAGCUCCUUCAAGGAAACCGCGGUGGCAUCAAGCUGUUGGUCAGUGCUGAAGCAGAAGAGGCAGCACAUGAAGGUGCCGGACGGGUUCAUCGCUCAUUUCUACGCAGUGUGUGAACAGAUCAGCCCCGUCCUGGCCUGGGGCUUCCUGGGACCCAAGAGCUCCCUGCACGACUUCUGCUUUUUCUUCAAGGACCAGGUGCUGCACUUCCUGAAGGACAUUUUUGACCUGGACAACGUGCGUUACUCCUCCGUGGAGAGUCUGGCAGAGGACAUGCUCCACCUGCUGCACCGCCGCUCCGAGCUGCUGCUCGCCUACCUGGGUGCUGACUCGCUGCGGCACGUCAACGGCUGCAGCUCCCCGCAGGUGCAGCUGCUGCCCGGCGCCCUGCUGGAGGCGGGAGUUCAGUGAGAGACGGGAAAUAUCACCGCAUUUAUUUACACCACCAGUCGGACCACAGAAACCUGUCGGAGAAGAAGCAAACACAUGGGAGGGUCAGAGCCCAACAGUCUCUUGACUUUACCCUCUGACGUGACGUGACCUCCACCCAUCUGGUCCAUACAUCUGGUGAAACUAAAUAUCUACUGUAGAAUUUAACGUUAAACACAUUUCCCAUCAUACCUUGUGCUCUCAUCGCUCUGUAUCUGAGGAUCUUCAUAAACUGAACCAGCUGUCUGCCUUCACACAUGAUCAUUAACUCCAGCGCGGCCUCUGUCCUCUCCAUCAGUUCCCACUUAUUUCACAGCAAUAAUACUUAGAAUUGAAACUCGGCAUUGGUUCUCCAGCAGUAGAUAUUUAGGUGUAUUUGCUGCUAUUAAGAGCAAUUUAUGUGAAGAAAAUAAAGGUAUUUAUUUUAUUAAACAGCUAAAUGACGCAGGGUUUAUUUUUUAGGAAUUGUAGUCGUGCCUGUACGCGUCGAUGGAUCAGCUUCAAACAUACAGUGGUUUGAGUAGCACAGCUGUAAACUGAACUUCAUAAGAUAUUUAUUAGAUGUAUUUCCACAUCCUACUGAACAUCAUGAGAAGCUAUUAAAUGCACUUUGCGUUUUUGUAACAAGCACACGCUGCCCAGAGAAAUUACUUAUAAAGGGAAACAGUUUGAGUGUGGACCGGAGAACCUGCAGCCACAGACCAUGAUCCAUCAGCUACAGGAAAUUAAACAUCACUGUUUCAUAACCGUCCGGCUGUUUAUCAGCCUGUGCCCCUCCGCUCUUCACGACGGGCAAAGACACAAGAAGCCUUACUGUCGAUGCACAUAUUCAAGCCUUCAUCCAUCACUGAAUGUCCGUCUGAAGUUUAUUUUCCACUAACGUCCGCUCUGCUGUUCACUCACUGCCAUGUACAGAACAUGCACCACACGACGGCUUGGAGCAGUGGAGUCACUGCAGGACUACAUGUGUCUAUUCUGAAACAGUGUGAAUCACGAGGUGAAGGACGACCCUCGUGUGACCGACACGGUCGGCUGUCAUCAGCCCUUUCUGCGGGAUUUUCCUCUGACAAGAUGAACCUGUCUUUAACAACACUCACACACUGACAGUGAGUGAUCACUGAAACCAUUUCUUUCUAAAUUACCUAACAGCCUCUGUCAAAAAAAUUAUAUUAAUCACGCGAGGCUCAAAAAAUCUUAAGACAAACAAAUUGAUUUUCUUCCAAAGUCGAGUCUUUUCACUUCAGAAUUGUUUCUAUGGACCGAGGUGAAAUCAUCCUUCACUUAUCACAAUUGUGUUUCAGCUUUUCUCAAAAAAAAAAACCUGCACAACAAAUUCUCCAUAGAACUUCCUCUCAUUGAUGUGGGACAUCUUUUUGACUUUCUCUCAGAAGCAGCAGCUCAGAGGAAACACCACAAGGCUUCACUUUGGAAGAGACUCGCUUGUUUAGUUAACUUCUAGGUGCAUUUCUGAAAAGAUUGAAUUGAUCCCCGUGUUUAAUUUGAGUCACAUGUGAGCGUGGUUUAAGACGGGCCGUCCUUCAUUUCGUCAGGAAAUCAUGUGACACAUUUGUGACCUCACCUUGUAUCGACAACACUAAUAAAUAUGUUCUGUGUUAAA
This is a messenger RNA of Paralichthys olivaceus (Japanese flounder), 3649 nucleotides long. It is a transcript of the gene miga1, whose product is annotated as mitoguardin 1. Gene Ontology annotation, biological process: mitochondrial fusion. Lineage: Eukaryota; Metazoa; Chordata; Actinopteri; Pleuronectiformes; Paralichthyidae. The record is from RefSeq and is a predicted model, not a curated record.